AUGACUGCAGUGAUCAGCAUCUACAGUAGCGAUGAUGAGGAUGAAGAUACCGAGGUUUACGAUCAUGACUAUGAUGGUCUGUUGGCCAAGGGUGGAAAACGUCAUUUAGGAAAAACCAGGUGGACCCGGGAAGAGGAUGAGAAGCUAAAGCAACUUGUGGAGCAGAAUGGCACAGAAGAUUGGAAAGUUAUUGCCAAUUUCCUUCCUAAUCGGACAGAUGUGCAGUGCCAGCAUCGGUGGCAAAAGGUACUAAAUCCAGAGCUUAUCAAGGGCCCAUGGACGAAAGAAGAAGAUCAACGGGUGAUAGAGCUCGUGCAGAAAUAUGGCCCCAAGCGCUGGUCUGUCAUCGCCAAACACUUGAAAGGAAGGAUCGGGAAACAAUGCAGGGAGCGGUGGCAUAACCAUUUGAAUCCAGAAGUUAAAAAAACCUCCUGGACAGAAGAAGAAGAUAGAAUAAUUUACCAGGCGCACAAGAGGCUGGGAAACAGAUGGGCAGAAAUUGCAAAGUUGCUGCCUGGACGAACUGAUAAUGCUAUCAAGAACCACUGGAAUUCUACAAUGCGUCGAAAAGUUGAACAAGAAGGUUAUCUUCAGGAGUCCUCAAAAGCCAGCCAACCUUCAGUAGCUGCCAGUUUCCCGAAGACUAACCAUUUAGUGGGCUACACUCCCACUCCGCCUUCUGUGCAGCUGCCGACAGCCACUCAGACCACACCUACCAGUGACUACUCCUAUUAUCAUAUUUCUGAGACGCAAAAUGUCUCUGCUCAUAUCCCAUAUCCAGUAGCACUGCAUGUAAAUAUUGUUAAUGUUCCCCAGCCAGCUGCUGCAGCUAUUCAGAGACACUAUAAUGAUGAAGACCCUGAGAAAGAAAAGCGAAUAAAGGAAUUAGAGUUGCUACUAAUGUCGACUGAGAAUGAACUGAAAGGGCAGCAGGCAUUACCAACACAGAACCACACAUCAGAUUACCCAGGGUGGCACAGCACCGCAAUUGUGGACAAUACCAGAAGUAGUGGUAACAGUGCACCCAUUUCCUCUUUGGGGGAGCAUCAUCAUUGCACUCCAUCUCCACCUGUGGACGAUGGCUGCUUGCCUGAAGAAAGUGCCUCCCCUGCACGGUGCAUGAUCGUCCACCAGAGUAACUUCUUGGAUAAUGUUAAGAAUCUCUUAGAAUUUGCAGAAACACUUCAGUUAAUAGAUUCCUUUUUGAACACCUCAUCCAGCCAAGAAAGUCUAGACUUAGCCAAUCCCACUCUAACUUCCACUCCGCUUUGUACUCAUAAAGUCACAGUUACGACACCACUUUACAGAGACCAAGCAUUUAAGGCACAGAAGGAAAAUAACAUUUUCAGAACUCCAGCUAUCAAAAGAUCAAUAUUGGAGAGUUCUCCAAGAACACCCACUCCAUUUAAAAAUGCACUUGCAGCUCAAGAAUUCAAAUAUGGACCCUUAAAGAUGCUGCCUCCAACUCCAAGUCAUCUUGUAGAUGACCUGCAGGAUGUUAUCAAACAAGAGUCUGAUGAAUCAGGCAUUGUCUCUGGCCUACGUGAAAGUGGAUCCCCUUUGCUGAAGAAAAUUAAGCAGGAGGUGGAGUCGCCAACAGGCAAAGCUGGAAACGUCUUCUGCUCAAACCGUUGGGAAGGGGAAGGUCUGAAUACACAGCUUUUCACAUAUACAUCAGGUGUGGAAGAUGUACCGAAUCUGCUUACCAGUUCUGGUUUAAAGAUGCCUCCGUCAGAAGAAGAGGAGAAUGCCCAUAAAUUAUUUGCUUUGCAUAGAAAUAGAUCAUCAGGUAGCCCACUUCAGCAUUUCAGCAGUGCAUGGGAUUCAGCAUCCUGUGGAAAGACAGAAGACCAGCUGACCUUCUCUGAUCCGGGACGCAAAUACAUGAAUGCAUUCUCAACUCAAACUCUGGUCAUGUAAAUGGUCUUCCAGCGAGCAUUACGUUUUCUUUUCAAAACACUUCCAGUUGAUUUAGGAUUUACCAUUCCUGUAUAGGAAACCUUUUUUGUGAAUGGGAGAAAAGCCUUUUUUGUUGUUGUUGUUGUUGUUGUGGUACAACAUUUGGGAGCAGCACAAAGUGCAUAUAGUCACAAAAGCAUAUAUCUAUUCAAGUUGGAUUUCACCCAACUUAAAAAACCC
Messenger RNA from Gekko japonicus, 2139 nucleotides. RefSeq names its product v-myb avian myeloblastosis viral oncogene homolog (gene MYB). Gene Ontology annotation, cellular component: nucleus. Gene Ontology annotation, molecular function: DNA-binding transcription factor activity, RNA polymerase II-specific; RNA polymerase II cis-regulatory region sequence-specific DNA binding. The coding region runs from base 1 to 1920 and encodes 639 amino acids. The transcript has 15 exons. The record is from RefSeq and is a predicted model, not a curated record. Lineage: Eukaryota; Metazoa; Chordata; Lepidosauria; Squamata; Gekkonidae. Gene Ontology annotation, biological process: regulation of DNA-templated transcription.